Molecule: messenger RNA, 1308 nt
Organism: Boeremia exigua
Lineage: Eukaryota; Fungi; Ascomycota; Dothideomycetes; Pleosporales; Didymellaceae
Product: mannitol 1-phosphate dehydrogenase
Exons: 1
Coding region: 1-1308 (435 amino acids)
Biological process (GO): secondary metabolite biosynthetic process
Molecular function (GO): FAD binding
Source: RefSeq, a predicted model, not a curated record
AUGGACGCGCCUGCCUUCAAGAAUCACGCUCAACACCCGAUUGCAAUUGUUGGCGGCGGGCUCGGCGGCCUCGCUCUGGCUAUAGGGCUACUCAAACAUGGGAUACACGUCCACAUAUACGAAUCAACGGAAGCGUUCUCAGAGAUAGGUGCAGGUGUAGCAUUUGGUAUCAAUGCAACAACUGCUCUGUACCUGAUCGACCCGAGGCUGCUCGAAGGGUACAAGAAGCAUGCAACGUUCAAUGCAGAUCAUGAUCGCGACAGCACCUUUAUGUCUUUCCGGUGGGGCAUGGAUGAAAGUAAACGCGACGGAUGCAAAGCAGGAGAGCCAAUAUGGGAUCUUGACGACGACUGGCAGCCUGAGCGCGCAAAAGCUCUCGGUGUACGAACACGAAGCUGCAUUCACAGAGCACGUCUGUUAGACGAGCUUGUGGCGUUGCUACCAAAGGAUGUUACCAGCUUCAAGAAAAGCUUUGUGACUGCGGAUGAGCAGAAGGAUGGGACCCUAAUGUUAAGAUUUGCAGAUGACACCACUGCUUUGGCCAGUGCAUUGAUUGGCUGCGAUGGGAUCAAGAGCAAAGUGCGAGAGCUUGUUUGCGGUCCAAGAGUUCGUGCAACCUACGCUGGAGAGGUCGCUUACCGUGCUAUGGUACCUAGACUCCAAGCUGAGAAAGCACUCGGUGCAGAUUCUGCGUUUAACGGGACCAUUUACUGUGGUUACGGUGGAUACAUCGUUACCUACCCCGUCGAGAAUUGCGACUCAGUUAAUAUGGUAGCAAUACCGCACGAUCCAGGCAAGACGUGGACCUGGGAAAAGGACGAGUCCACAGUGCCAGCAACCACCACUGAGCUGCGUCAACGCUUCCAGGGAUGGUAUAAGCCGCUCAUCGACGUCAUCUGCGAAUACAGCCUGCCUCAUAAAUGGGCGUUGUUCGACUUGCAGCAUAACGCACCCUACUGCAGAAAUAACAUCUGCUUACUUGGUGAUAGCGCACAUGCUACAACACCGCAUCUUGGUGCAGGAGCCGGCAUGGCUAUGGAAGACGCAUACGUAUUGAGCCAACUGAUCGCUUCAGUUGCUGACGUUGCGCGCGUGGGGGAAGCUUUCAGAGCGUUUGACACUGUGAGACGACCACGCACGCAGGACUGCAUCGAGAAGAGUCGCAACGCAGCUAUGGCAAUGGACUUCCUCGAGCCGCAAAUUAUAGACGAUACUGCAGCCCUGAAAGAGGCUUUGAGAGCAUCGUACAAGUGGCUUUGGCACGAAGAUCUGGAGGCGCAGGUCUGCAAAGCAAAAGACAUACUGUAA